AUCAUUUUUUUCAGUUGAACUUGCUGAACUUGCUGUUGAGUUGGAAAAGAGAUCAAUUCAGCUUACUGGAGGAAGGUAAUCUAUUGGUUUUCAUGCUGCCUUUUUUUUAUCUGUUCCACUUUGUAUUGGGAGAAGAUUUGUUCAGACUGACUGAUUUGUGUUGUGAAGAUGUCAAAGUACCCUGCCUCUAAGACAUUCUCUUAUAUUGCUUAUGAUUAAUGACUUGUGUAGUUGUGUUAUUUGCUACCACAGAGUUCAAGAUUAUUCUUGCUUCUACUGUUGGACCUCUGCCUUUUCUGAUUCAAGCCCAAGUAUCAGUGCACUGUUUGCACCAUUUUAGGAGGAAGUGGUCUAUGUUUACACCUCCCUUCUCCAGUGACCCCUCAUCUGUACCAUGGUGCAUAUUUGUGACAAAGCAUCAUAUUAGCAAUUAUAUUGUUAUUGCUUUCCAGGCACAUAAAACAUAUGGUUCUAAUAUUGCAGGUUGGGCAUAGAACUUGCCUGGAUCUUUGUUGGCAACCCGUAAUGCCUGCCAGAUUUGCUUUAUUAAAAACUUGCCAUAGCAAUGCUGCUUUCACACCUAGUUUACCUUUUAAACUGUCUACCUAUCCAAGGACAGAAGCUUUUGGAUUUCCACUGAAGUUACAGAUAAUUUUGAAAUUGCCCUUUCAUUUAGUCCCUCAAAAUUUUCAAUUCUAUGGUUUGGCUCCCUGCCCCUAAUAGAGUUUCUUUCAGUUCUGUUUUUAUGCGUUAUGUUGUCAGUCUGCAAUCACAUUCAAUUUGGGUUUGGGGGGAAAUGUAGCAUGUGUUAUAAUUUAUUGUGCAGUAUCGACGUAAUAUCUUAUUUACAUGGUUGGCAGCUUGAUUCAUUCAGUUAUCAAAUCUUCAUUACACUUAUCACUCUCAUGAAUAUCCUAUCAUGCAUUUGUCUCUUCAAACUUGUAUGCAGCAAUGGAAGACAAAAGCAAAAGAAAUGCACCGUGUUGCGCUUCUAAACAUCCUGGGAAAAACCAUGAAGAACGUUAAAGCUUCGUGAACUCAACAAAAUCCAUAGCAUAUUGUAACUUGGGCAUGUUGGGAGGAGGUGCACAGAUUAUUCUUGUUUCUUCCUUCAGCCUUUGUGCACCUUGACCGGUAUUUACAUUGCUGCUCUUUCCAGUUUCCUCCUUGAAAUAUAUUCUGUUCUAGUUCCCGGCUAAAGCUAUAAACAGUAACUAAUUCUAUCUGUAAUUAGUCUCAUAAAUUGGUUAAAUGACU
Rubroshorea leprosula is the source of this 1257-nucleotide messenger RNA. The record is from the annotation of a GenBank genome assembly. Lineage: Eukaryota; Viridiplantae; Streptophyta; Magnoliopsida; Malvales; Dipterocarpaceae.